Tarenaya hassleriana is the source of this 1919-nucleotide messenger RNA. RefSeq names its product probable serine/threonine-protein kinase NAK. Gene Ontology annotation, biological process: protein phosphorylation. The transcript is spliced from 6 exons. NCBI's taxonomy places the organism in Eukaryota, Viridiplantae, Streptophyta, Magnoliopsida, Brassicales, Cleomaceae. The coding region runs from base 276 to 1664 and encodes 462 amino acids. The record is from RefSeq and is a predicted model, not a curated record. Gene Ontology annotation, molecular function: ATP binding; protein kinase activity.
AUAAAGAAAUUAAGAACAUGUAGAGAGAGAGAGAGAGGUUGUUAAUGGCUGUUCUUGCUUGGUCCUUCCUCUCCGUUUCUCUCCUUCUUCCUUGACCUUUCUCAACCAAAAUCAAAACCCAGAAGAAGAAGAAGAAAUUGGGAGAGACAAAGAAGAAAGAAAGAGGAAAAGUUUUCUUUUUCUAUCAAAUCCAAAAAGGGCAAAGGCUAAUCUGUAUAGAUCAGAGAGAGAGAGAGAGAGAGAGAGAGAGAGAGAAGUGAGCAGUUCUUGUCCAAAUGGGGAACUGUUGCUGCUAUGGUUCCUCCACAGUUCAACAUCAGAGCCCUGAAACCACCAAACCUCUCCCAGCUGCGAUCCGCAGGCAGAGCCCCGAGAACGUGAAAUCUCCGCCGCCUCCGGUGACAAUAAAGACUCCGACCAGAGAAAAACCUAAGAUUCCGGCGACUAGACCCGUCAACCAUCCAUCUCCGCCGCGGACACCCGUGACAAUAAAGACUCCGACCAGAGAAAAACCUAAGAUUCCGGCGACUAGACCCGUCAACCAUCCCUCGCCGCAGCCACCGCCUCCGCAGAAGUCGCCGGAAAAAGGGCAGGCGAAGAGAACAAUCGAUCAUCCAGCGUCGCCGGGAACAGUUCCGGCGAGUGGGAAGAUAGUGACGCCGGACCUGAAGAUGUUCACGUUGGCGGAGCUGAGGACGGCGACGAGGAAUUUCCGACCGGACUCGAUGAUCGGAGAAGGAGGGUUUGGUCGUGUCUUCAAAGGAUGGGUCGACGACAAGACUCUUUCUCCGUCGAAGGUUGGCGUCGGAAUUCCCGUCGCCGUUAAGAAGUCAAACCCUGACAGCAGCCAAGGGUUGCAUGAAUGGCAGUGUGAAGUGAGAUUCUUGGGGAAGUUCCAUCAUCCAAACUUGGUGAAGCUUUUGGGUUAUUGUUGGGAAGAUAACCAGUUCCUCUUGGUCUAUGAGUACAUGCCCAAAGGCAGCCUCGAAAACCACCUCUUCGCCAAGGGAGCAGAGCCAUUGACAUGGAGCACAAGGCUGAAGAUAGCCAUUGGAGCAGCUGAAGGGCUUGCCUUCUUACACAACUCAGAGAAGAGUGUUAUCUAUAGAGACUUCAAAGCCUCUAACAUUCUCCUUGACUCGAACUUCCACGCCAAGCUUUCCGACUUUGGGCUGGCGAAACUGGGCCCAAUUAAUGGCCACUCGCACGUCACCACACGUGUCAUGGGCACAUACGGAUACGCAGCUCCCGAGUACAUGGCCACAGGUCAUCUAUAUGUAAGAAGCGAUGUAUAUGGAUUUGGGGUGGUAUUACUAGAGCUCUUAACCGGACUGAGAGCCCUAGACCCGACUCGGCCUUCGGCUCAGCACAACCUGGUCGAGUGGGCUAAACCGUGUCUAACCGACAAGAAAAAACUCAAGAAAAUAAUGGACCCACGGCUCGACCGCAAGUACCCUGUCUCGGCCGUGGUCCAGACCGCGGCUCUCAUCCUCCGGUGCAUAGAGGCCGAUCCCAAGAACCGCCCCUCCAUGGACGAGGUACUCAAAGAGCUGCGUGCGAUUAGGGUUAUUAGGGAUGAGCCAAAGGGUAGUCAUACACGUGGCAGCGACAAGAACCGGCGCACCGGUUCUCCGUACGGUCUGACGGGCGGUCGGACCGGAUAGUGGAGUCGCUUGGACCAUAUGCAUGAUGCAUAUACAUAUACAUAUACAUAAAUUGAUAUAAUAAUGCAAUUUAUUUUGUUUUUUAGUAUUUUGUUGUUGUGACAAAAAAAAAAUCUCUUUGCUUUUUUUCCGUACAUUUUAUAGUUCACGUAGGGUGCGGAAACAAAGAAAUAAGAGAUCAUGUAUUUUUAUUAUAUUUUUGCAACGAGAGAAUCUGUAUUUUUUAGAUAUAAUUAAUUUCUAGAUCCAUUUAUA